Molecule: messenger RNA, 1329 nt
Organism: Tuber melanosporum (Perigord truffle)
Lineage: Eukaryota; Fungi; Ascomycota; Pezizomycetes; Pezizales; Tuberaceae
Exons: 6
Coding region: 1-1329 (442 amino acids)
Biological process (GO): DNA-templated transcription
Molecular function (GO): DNA-directed RNA polymerase activity; DNA binding
Source: RefSeq, a predicted model, not a curated record
AUGAAUCUCCACGUGCCCCAGACCGAAGAAGCGCGAACCGAAGCAAUCGAAUUAAUGGGCGUCAAGAACAACCUUUGCACGCCUAGAAACGGCGAACCUAUUAUUGCAGCUAUCCAGGAUUUCAUCACAGCAUCAUACCUCCUCAGCAGUAAGGAUAGGUUCUACAACAGGAAGGCCUUUGCCAAUAUUUGUAUGUAUAUGGUUGACGGGAAUAUGCAAAUUGACUUACCCCUACCCGCCAUUUUAAAACCCCAGAGACUCUGGACUGGAAAACAGAUAUUUAACGCCGUUCCCGCAAAAGCCCCAGAUAUGUGUCCCAAUGAUGGUUGGCUGGUCAUCCGUGGAUCGGAAAUCAUGUGCGGACUCAUGGAUAAAUCAACUGUCGGUUCAGGGAAAAAGGACUCAGUGUUCUACGUAAUACUAAGAGAUUACGGACCAGAUGAGGCUGUCCAAGCCAUGAACCGACUUGCGAAACUAUGCGCAAGAUGGUUGGCAAAUCAAGGCUUCUCAAUCGGCAUAAACGACGUUCUUCCCGGUGCUAAUCUAAGGGGAGAGAAGGACAAGCUGGUAGAACAAGCUUAUAAUGAGUGCGACGCACUAAUCUUGGAAUUCAAGGAAGGGAAAUUAGAGAAGCAGGCAGGCUGUGACGAGGAAGUCACACUAGAAAAUAAAGUACAGGGUAUUCUGAGCAACGUCCGUGACAAGGUGGGAGAUAUUUGUAUGAGAGAGUUGAGCAAGAAUAACUCCCCGUUAAUUAUGGCGAACUCUGGGUCGAAAGGUUCCAAGAUUAACGUCUCACAAAUGGUUGCUUGUGUUGGGCAGCAAGUCAUCAGUGGAAAGCGUGUCCCGGAUGGGUUUCAAGAUCGUUCACUUCCUCAUUUCCCUAAGAAUUCAAAGCAACCCCCGUCAAAAGGUUUCGUCAGAAACAGCUUCUACUCCGGGUUAAGCCCCACAGAAUUUCUCUUCCACGCUAUAUCUGGUCGUGAAGGACUAGUUGAUACUGCAGUCAAGACCGCCGAGACUGGGUAUAUGUCGCGCCGCCUAAUGAAAUCCUUGGAGGACUUGUCCGCCUCUUACGAUUACACUGUCCGAACAUCGUCAUCUGGCGUCGUUCAGUUCCAGUAUGGGGGCGACAAUUUGGAUCCUGUCGCUAUGGAGGGAAACGCACAGCCAGUUAACUUCAACAGAACCUUUUACCACUGCGAGAAUAUCACUUUCAGCAACGCCGACAAGGGUCUUCUCCCAUACGAGGUGGUAUCACUCUGCGAUAAAAAUAGAUCUACUCGGAAAUGCAAUCCCAGACAAAGACCUAACAGACAGAGCCCUUGA